AUGGCGUUGAGCGCACGCACAGCUACGAGAGCUCUGCGAGCUGUCAAGCCCUCAGCGGCGCGUCCGUUUGCUUCUGUGCAAGCAUGCAGCUACUCCUCGUCCUCCGAGCCGGAUCUCAAGGACACCUUCAAGAAGGUGCUGCCUGCUAAGCGCGAGCUGUUGAAGAAGGUCAAGGCCCAUGCCGACAAGAAGCUUGGGGAUGUCAAGGUGGAGAAUACCCUGGGUGGAAUGAGAGGCCUGAAAGCCAUGAUUUGGGAAGGCUCAGUUCUUGACGCGAACGAGGGUAUCAGAUUUCAUGGCCGCACCAUCAAGGACUGCCAGAAGGAGCUCCCCAAGGGCACGUCUGGCACCGAGAUGCUGCCCGAAGCCAUGUUCUGGCUUCUGCUUACGGGCGAGGUCCCGUCAGUCGCUCAGACUCGAGCGCUCUCGCGAGAGCUCGCCGAGAAGGCGGGCAUUCCCAAGUUCGUCGAGAAGAUGCUCGAUGAUUUCCCAAAGGACCUGCAUCCGAUGACCCAGUUCGCCUGCGCCGUCUCUGCGCUCAACUACGAGUCCAAGUUCGCGAAGGCGUACGAGAAGGGUCUACACAAGGCCGACUACUGGGAACCGACCUUCGAUGACUGCAUCAGCCUGCUCGCCAAACUGCCCACCAUCGCCGCGAAAAUCUACCAGAAUGCUUACCGCGGAGGAGGCCCAUUGCCUGCGGAGAUCGAUCUGAACCAGGAUUGGUCGUACAACUUUGCUGCCAUGUUGGGCAAGGCGGGCAAGGAGAAUGAGGGCUUCCAGGAUCUCCUCCGUCUCUACCUCGCGCUCCAUGGUGACCAUGAGGGCGGCAACGUCUCUGCUCACGCCACCCACUUGGUCGGCAGCGCUCUUAGCGACCCGUUCCUUUCCUACAGCGCCGGUCUCCAAGGUCUAGCUGGACCUCUCCACGGCCUGGCUGCUCAGGAGGUGCUCCGCUUCAUCCUGGACAUGCAAAAGGCAGUUGGCAACAACUUCAGCGAGAGCGAUGUCACUAACUACCUCUGGAACGUCCUCAAGUCUGGCCGUGUCAUCCCCGGAUACGGUCACGCCGUGCUAAGGAAGCCCGACCCGCGUUUCGAAGCUCUCAUGGACUUUGCCAACGCAAGUCCGGAAAUCGCCUCCGACCCUGUAUACCAACUCGUCAAGAAGAACUCUGAGGUUGCGCCCAAUGUGCUCACCGAGCACGGAAAGACCAAGAACCCGUUCCCGAACGUCGACUCUUCGUCCGGUGUCCUCUUCCACCACUUCGGCUUCAAGGAGACGCUCUACUAUACGGCCACCUUCGGUGUCAGCCGUGGUCUCGGACCCCUCGCACAGCUCAUCUGGGAUAGGGCAUUGGGUCUGCCUAUCGAACGUCCCAAGAGCAUCAAUCUUGAGGGUAUCUUGAAGCAAGUCGGCGCGUAA
Trematosphaeria pertusa is the source of this 1425-nucleotide messenger RNA. Its product is annotated as citrate synthase mitochondrial precursor. Gene Ontology annotation, cellular component: mitochondrial matrix. Gene Ontology annotation, molecular function: 2-methylcitrate synthase activity. Gene Ontology annotation, biological process: tricarboxylic acid cycle; carbohydrate metabolic process. The coding region runs from base 1 to 1425 and encodes 474 amino acids. Lineage: Eukaryota; Fungi; Ascomycota; Dothideomycetes; Pleosporales; Trematosphaeriaceae. The transcript is spliced from 5 exons. The record is from RefSeq and is a predicted model, not a curated record.